Molecule: messenger RNA, 2678 nt
Organism: Neurospora crassa OR74A
Lineage: Eukaryota; Fungi; Ascomycota; Sordariomycetes; Sordariales; Sordariaceae
Exons: 6
Coding region: 779-1870 (363 amino acids)
Source: RefSeq, a predicted model, not a curated record
ACUUUCCAGUGCCCAUUCACCUUUCCCAAUCCUCGAGAUCCACGCCUCGCUGGUUGAACUCGCAACCCAAUGCCCUUAAUCAGGUGUCAGAUCAGGGAAAAGGGCAAGGAAAUGACACAAUUAUAUGACCUCAGUUGUCUCCUUGUUUACUGAUUACAUUUGGCAAAUCUUCUCAUUUCCACCACAGACGUUCACCACCUCGAAUUCAUCAGUCAAACCAUCCACGAAAAUGGCAAGGCGUUCUCCCAACACUCGUCAGGCUAACAGCUGCAAGGUCCUUGAGUCCCAUCUGCCAAAACCCGUCGAAUCCCGCGUCGAGGAUCCCAGAUCGCCUCAAUACCCCUGACCAGCCCAACGCACGCAACGGAUGCUUGGUAGCACUCGAUGCAGUCAAACCCUCCAAAUCCGUACAAGUCUUCCCCAAGCGCCCCAAUAUGGUUACACUGAGCCCCUCAGUAUGCUGUCACAGCCCGCCUGCCAGUUGGCAAACAGGAAUGGUCGCGGGCAGAAGAGAAGAGAGAUAUGAACAAGAAACGGUCCUCACUGUUCUCAGUUGAAUCAAGCCGAGUUGAGGUGGGAUGCGAAAGCUUCCUUGUUCUGCAUGUCUUUGACUUCCUCCCCGAGAUUGAAGUGUCGAAAAGUCACUUGACAUUACCUGCACUCCGAGUAGCCGCCCAAUUGAGUUUCAAAUUCUUCUGUUGGUGCCCAAGACCCAAGACGAGUGUCGGUGGCCUCACUUUCGGUCCAGUGUUCAGAAAGUACGCAGGUGGCGAACGUGAUGCCUUCACAGCAGUACCAACCUUCCGUACGGUCGGUGGGCAGUGGGAUUUCCGAGGUUGAGGGAGCAAAUCACAAAGCAUGGUCUGUUGACUUGGAAAAGGGAGGGACUCGGGCGGAAGGGGAGGCAGAGAAAGGAAUUGAUGGCAUCAGUCUUGACCCGUAUCCCAAUCUCGAUUACAUCAAUCCCAUGGAAGAGCCAGCAAGUUAUGUCAACAUGCAAGUAAACGAUGCUCCAGAAGGCUACCCCAUGCUUGCCCGCUUCAUCUCUUCUCAUGAAGACGGCUACAUCUUUCGGGAAUUCCGCUACCUACAGUCCCGGGCGCUCUUACACAUGCAAGAUGAACUACGAACCCUCGAACUCCUGCUGCACAGGACGGACCUGCAUGAUGCUAGAAACAGGGCCAUCUUUCUCAGGACGAGGGAGAUGGAUGAUGAUCGUCUGGGGGUGAGGGGGCGGCUGAUGGAAGAAAUUACGGAGAAACUCAAGAAAUAUGGCGAACUCCUCAUUAUGUCCAACAACCUCGCCAACUUUGACCGACCAUCCCGCUUUGACAUCCAAAGUCUCGAAAACUUCUUCCGAGCCAAAGAGCCUCUGUUUAGACAUGAGCGAUACAUUGGGUGUCAGUCCGAUAUGAUAACCCUUAAAGCAGGGAGAGACGACGCCUGGCUUGAUCGAGUAAUCAUGCAGUUACUCGUCAAGUACAACUGUGCACCACUACGGUACAUCUUUGCCAACGCUCAUACCAAGACCCAUGCCGACAGCAAGCACGCAGCAUUGAACCUCUUCUCCAUUGCCCGCGUCCACUUCCUCAAGAUGGUUGUUCUGAUCUUGCUCAUGCUCUGCCUAUUAUGUCUACCUUUAGUCCCGCUCUAUUCCUGGACCCAGGAAGGCUCAGGCCCGGCAGACGGAGGGACGAACAGCGUGGCAGUGACUGGACAGACGCUAGCCAAGAUCAUGGGCUUGAUUGUUGCGUGCGCGUUCGCAUUUGGUGUGGUGUUGAGUGUGUGUACGAGGGCAAAGAAGCACGAGAUCUUUGGGAGUUGUGCUGCAUAUAUGGCUGUUCUCAUUGUGUUCAUGACAUCAACGUAAUCAGGAUGUUGUGCUGGAAGUGGUCUCGGUGUGUCUGGCUACCUGGCAUAUGAGAUCAAGACCAUCAACGUGAGUUUAUCGCGAAGAACAGGGCAUGGAGCGGCGACAAGGUCCUGGUCAUCAACGGGGUCCCCAAUGACAUUGCCCCUCCAUCUGCACCUCCAGAACAGAAAAGAGAAAUACAAUAAUCUUAUUCAAAUUCGUCAGCCAUUACCAGGUUGAACAAGCGAAGCAAAAAAGCUCAGUCACCCAGACAAGCUUGUGGAACGAAUCACAACACCCCAGCUGUGACCAACGAAAACUGUACCUCGAGUACCGCGCACCCGGCAACGUUUUCAUCAACAGGAACCACUGCGCCAUAAGACGACAGGGCCCCGUUGCGGUAGACGAGCUAGGUAGCGGACAUUAAAUGGUGCCUGCUACUGGUGGCUGGGUCAGGUCCAGUAUGGGCGCCCGCGGUUGCGGAAGGGAGGCAGGCAGCAGUCAUGUCGUCCGAUGUCUGGGGAAGGGCGCAUCUGCUGGGCGGUGGCAGCGGCAGGAAAAACGGUGGCAUGCACGGUAACUGUUGGUUCUAGGACGAUGGUCGCGAAGGAAGGGUAAGGAAUGUACUUGAGGAUCAGAAGGGCAGAUGACUUCAAAGCAGCGCAUGCAACAUGGGAUUGGCAUGCUUUAUAUCGGGCCAUGUAGCAUGGCUGACAGCUGUUCUGAUUGGAAACAUACUGAGAGGAUAUUCUCGAAAGAUUCAGUGAACGGUGUAGCUCGAGCGUAGGUAUUGACUUGACUGCCCAACAUGAUCCGAACACGCACA